AUGAACAUCAAAACAGGAAAGCUUUACGGAAUCUCUAUCUCUCUCAUUCUCAUCAACUUAGCCACACUAAUGCAAAGAGCAGACGAAAAACUCAUCCCUUCGGUUGCCAAAGAUGUGAAAGAAGCGUUCAAUGCAACCCUCUCUGAUAUUGGCUACCUAUCAUUUAUAAGAAACAUUGUUCAAGGACUUGGAUCGCCUCUAGCUGGGUUAUUUGUCAUUACUUAUGAUCGUCCUACAGUUUUCGCAAUCGGUUGUUUUUGUUGGGUCUUAUCAACUGUUGCAGUUGGAGGGAGCCACUUCUUCACCCAGGUUACCGUUGGUGUAGCAUUCAAUGGGUUUGGACAUGCAAUUGUUUAUCCAGUGCUUCAGUCGAUAAUAGCUGAUAGUUUUAAGGAUAGUGCAAGAGGUUUUGGUUUUGGUUUAUGGAAUCUUAUUGGUACGGUUGGAGCUAUAUGUGGAACCGUCCUAGCAACGGUCAUGGCUGGUCAUGAUAUCUUGGGAAUCCCAGGGUGGCGGUGUGCGUUUAUGUUGAUGGCAACAAUGAGUUCAAUGAUAGGGGUUCUAGUUUUUCUCUUUGCCGUUGAUCCAAGGAAAAAUAAAAAUAUCAACUUCGUUUCUCAUCAUGAACGAGAUGAUGAAGUUACGUUUCUUAAAGGGAAAAGCUACGAUGCUGCAACAAAUGAUAUUAUGAGCUCGGUUUGGAUGGAAUCAUGGGUGGCUAUAAAAGAUGUAACCAAGUUACAAACAUUUCAGAUCAUCGUCUUGCAGGGUAUCGUUGGUUUGUUUCCGUGGAAUGCAAUGGUUUUCUGGACAAUGUGGUUCGAACUCAUUGGUUUUGAUCAUAACAAGACAGCAUCUCUGAGCGGGAUUUUCACAACCGGACAAGCAAUAGGAUCUUUGGUUGGAGGAAUUGUUGCAGACAAAAUGUCUCAUAUAUUUCCAAACUCAGGGAGAGUGAUUUGUGCUCAGUUCAGCGUUUUCAUGGGAGCUAUAUUUUCCAUUAUUCUCUUAAGAAUAAUCCCACAGUCCACUAGCAGUUACUACAUCUUCUUGGUCACUCUUUUUCUAAUGGGUCUCACCAUAACUUGGUGUGGACCAGCAAUCAACUCUCCAAUUUUGGCUGAAAUUGUUCCUCCUACGCAUCGAACCAUGAUCUAUGCCUUCGAUCGUGCACUCGAAGUGUCAUUUUCAUCGUUUGGUGCACCUUUGGUUGGCAUUAUGUCGGAGAAGGUUUUUGGGUUUGACGCAAAAAGAAUUGAUAAUAUUAUAGACUCUGGCCGUGAGGCAGAGGCGUUGUCAAAGGGAAUCAUGUGGAUGAUGGCUGUUCCGUUUGGAUUGUGUGGUCUUUGCUAUACACCAUUGCAUUUAAUUUUGAGAAAAGAUCGGAAAAUCGAUAGAACACUGAGUUCAAGGGAGGCUGAGAUGAUAUGA
Molecule: messenger RNA, 1431 nt
Organism: Eruca vesicaria subsp. sativa (arugula)
Lineage: Eukaryota; Viridiplantae; Streptophyta; Magnoliopsida; Brassicales; Brassicaceae
Source: the annotation of a GenBank genome assembly